Sipha flava (yellow sugarcane aphid) is the source of this 1747-nucleotide messenger RNA. RefSeq lists its product as uncharacterized. NCBI's taxonomy places the organism in Eukaryota, Metazoa, Arthropoda, Insecta, Hemiptera, Aphididae. The record is from RefSeq and is a predicted model, not a curated record. Bases 1200 to 1661 code for a protein of 153 amino acids. The transcript has 5 exons.
UUGGACCAAAAAUAAUACGAUAUGCAAGUCGGCCUGAUAUAUUAUCAGUCAAUGAAGUAUUAACUACAACUUUGCGGGAAAAGUACAGUAUCAAAUUUGAUAUUGCAAUGUUGCUCAGUUUUAUGGGAUAUUUUAAAUCCAAAAAUAUGAAUAUACUCACGAAUUACGAAAAUUGUCACAGUUAGCGGAAGAUUUUGAAAAUAAAUGGCAAAUGUCUAAUUGUUUUGGUAGCAUUGAUGGUAAACACAUCGUACACCAGGCAUUUGCAAACUGUACAAAAUACACUUAUCCGAGACAAACCGGUCCGGUUUAUACGAUAAUGCGAUAUUGCGUUUUCUCGGCUCUUCUAGAAUCUUCCAAUCGAUACCACCACCCCCCGCACUAGCGAACUUUUAUCGCUACUCCGAUCACCGGUCGUCGGAACAUUGCGGUGCAAGUCAGUCGUCGGCGUCUCUUUUUCCUGGCUGUGUGGUCGUCGGCGCUCUGGGUCCGGUGUACCAUCAUUGUUGCCAUUUUGGCGUGCGACGUUCCGUUGUUGUCGCUAUGGUGGCCAUUGGCGUACGACGUUUUGUUGUUGCGGCUGUUGUUGCCACUGUCGUUGCUGUUGACGUGCGACGGUUUUCGACGUCCAGUUCACGUGGCUGUUGGUGCCGCUGUUGCUGCCGUGGACCAUUGGAGUUGUGUGGGCUGUGGUUGAUGGUGGUAUGAGUCGGCGUCGGUGAGAAUACAACGUGCUGUCCGUGCACUGGAGCAAUGUCAGGUUCAUUUAUUGGUUUAUAUCAUUAUUUUAAUUCUGGUCGUAUUGUCCUUUAUGUAUAUUAUCUUUAGUUAGCGGGCGCCCCAAUCAAAUAUGUAACCAAUCAAUAUGUACUUUGUAUACCUUGAAUUUAUAGUUGUAUUUGUUUAUUUCAAUAACACGGCGGUGCUGCUGGCUUGCCGUCAUUAUAUGUAUACGGUGUGUUAUUUUAUUUAUUCACCAUAUGCGGCAUAUAUUGUAAAUUGGUCACCUUGUCCUGUCCCGUUUAAUUAUUAUAGUUCAUAAGAAUAAGAAGCCAAACAACGAAAGCAGACAAGGGUUAAUUCCCACGUAAAAGGAGGCUGUCUGCGUUGGUAAGUUUUUUUUUUUAUCCUCUUUUUACACAAACACUGGAUCUUCUCACUAUAACUAUAAAGGGUCAAAUAGUAUAAUAUUACUGGCAAUGUGUGAUGCCAGUUACAACUUUGUAUUAGUAGAUAUUGGUGCAGCUGGUAGAUGUAGCGAUGGUGGUGUAUUUUCAAGCUCAGAAAUGGGCAAAAGUUUUAUUAACAAUAUAUUAAAUGUACCUACUGAAAAAGAAAUAGGUCAAUAUGGUCUAAUUCCAUUUUAUGCAGUAGCUGACGAAGCAUUUCCUCUGCUAAAGAACCUAAUACGCCCUUUCCCAGGAAGAGGUAAAAGAAAAUUACCAUUAGAUGAAUCAAUUUUCAACUAUAGGCUAUCCAGAAGUAGACGUACCAUUGAGAAUACGUUUGGUAUUAUGGCAUCUAAAUGGCGUAUUUUAAGAAGGCCUAUAAUUGCUGGAGAAAAAACCGUGAAUGCAAUUACAAAAGCUGUUGUUGUAUUGCAUAACUUUGUAAAAAUGUCAGAAAAAAUGCUAAAGUUCGAUAUUACAGUAGCCCAUUAGAUGUUGAACUUAUUCAAAGGGAACAAUGGAGGUCACAAGAAAUGGGAGCUUUAGCCAGCGUCCAUCAAUUAGGAACCAAUACUUAA